UUUCCAGCUCUGCGCCCGGCGCCGGGCACCGAAGGCCGGCUGCGCGCCCCACUGCGGCUCGGUCUGCCGUGCGGACCUGCAGGGCAGGACUGGACGCACCGGCCGGCUGAGCCUUCCAGGUGACUGGGAAGACUCUUCAAGAAAAAAUACAUUUGUUAAGAACAAUGGCAUUAAAAGUACUGCUGGAACAAGAGAAAACUUUUUUCUCUUUUGUAAUUUUACUAGGCAUUUUGUCAUGUAAAGUGAUUUGUGAAACAGGAGACUGUAGACAACAAGAAUUCAGGGAUCGGUCUGGAAAUUGUAUUCUCUGCAAUCAGUGUGGGCCAGGCAUGGAGUUGUCAAAGGAAUGUGGCUUCGGCUAUGGGGAGGAUGCACAGUGUGUGACAUGCCGGCCCCACAGGUUCAAGGAGGACUGGGGUUUCCAGAAAUGUAAGCCGUGUCUGGACUGUGCACUGGUGAACCGCUUUCAGAAGGCAAAUUGUUCAGCCACCAGCGAUGCCGUCUGUGGGGACUGCCUGCCAGGAUUUUAUAGGAAGACGAAACUUGUUGGUUUUCAAGACAUGGAGUGUGUGCCUUGUGGAGACCCUCCGCCUCCUUACGAACCACACUGUGCCAGCAAGGUCAACCUUGUGAAGAUUGCAUCCACAGCCUCCAGUCCACGGGACACAGCGCUGGCUGCUGUCAUCUGCAGCGCCCUGGCCACCGUCCUGCUGGCCCUGCUCAUUCUCUGUGUCAUCUACUGUAAGAGACAGUUCAUGGAGAAAAAACCCAGCUGGUCUCUGAGAUCACAGGACAUACAGUACAGUGGUUCCGAACUGUCAUGUUUUGACAGACCUCAGCUCAACGAAUACGCCCACAGAGUGUGCUGUCAGUGCCGCCGAGACUCGGCCCAAGCCUGCGGGCCUGUCCACUUGAUCCCAUCCUUGUGCUGUGAUGAGGCCUGCAGCACCCGCCGGGCGACUCUUGGUUGUGGGGUGCAUUCUGUGGUCACACUUCAGGAGAGAAACGCAGGCCCCGUCGGGGAGAGCAUGCCGACUUUCUUCGGGUCCCUCUCAAGGUCCAUCUGUGGCGAGUUUUCAGAUGCCUGGCCUCUGAUGCAAAACCCCGUUGGUGGUGACAACAUCUCUUUUUGUGACUCUUAUCCUGAACUUGCUGGAGAAGACAUUAAUUCUCUCAAUCCAGAAAAAGAAAGCUCGACAUCUUUAGAUUCGAAUAACAGUCAGAAUUUGGUUGGUGGAGCUGUUCCAAUUCAAGCUCAUCCUGAAAACUUUACAGAAACUACCAAUUUAUCUAGAUACACCACCACACUGGCAGAACCAACACUAACUCAGGUGGCACUGACUACUAGAGGCCAGCUAGGUCAGGAGAGCAGCGCUGUCAUUAACCUACCCACGCACACGUCCCUCCAGGAAGCUUAAAGGACUUGCUUCUUUCUGCUGAAGUGUAUGUCUGGAGCCCAAAGGACACUCUCCUCUCUUAGGCUUAUGGAAUAAGCACAGUCUGCCCCGUGCACAGCUUCUGGGCAAAAAGCAAAUCAGAACCAAAUGGAUGGCAUUUCAAGCCACAGUUGCUUCUGUGCCAGACCAGCUGUAAUCUGAAACCUUAGUGAAUAAUAAGAAAAGACUGCAGGCAGACUGAGGAUACUUUGUGUCUCUUCAGCGGUAGGACCUUCUCUGCUACAAGAGUGACUUCAAAGACUGAAGGGCUAAAUUGGCAGCCGAUGAGAUUCCAAACACAUAACAAGAAACAGAAUUGCAUUCAUGCUUAUUGAAUGUGGUUUUAUGAGACUGAAGACCCAGAGUAUAAAUUUCCCCUUGCAUUUUCCUUCCAGAGAAAUUUCAUAUAGCCUAUGAAAUGUCAUAACCUGAAUGCUGAAUGGGUUCAAAAGUGAGUGUUCCUAUUAGAGAAGGUCACCUUUUCAUCAUCUAAAGUGAUUAGCUUAGCUGGUUACAAAUGACUUCAUACUGCCUGCCUAAAUCUUGGAUUUAUUACCUGAAGUUGACUGACCUAAGUAAGGGUCAGAGGAGAGCAUCUUAUCAGAAGCACCACUUUGGACCUCAGCCUGUGUCUCAUGAACACCUGCCGAUGCUGAUAUCAAGACAGGCCUGGCUUAGGGAACAUUGCUGGGAAAGGGAGGCCCAUCCCCCUGGAUUAAAAACCACUUAAUGCACAGUCCAG
Messenger RNA from Otolemur garnettii (small-eared galago), 2178 nucleotides. RefSeq names its product TNF receptor superfamily member 19 (gene TNFRSF19). The transcript is spliced from 10 exons. Lineage: Eukaryota; Metazoa; Chordata; Mammalia; Primates; Galagidae. Gene Ontology annotation, biological process: positive regulation of JNK cascade; positive regulation of canonical NF-kappaB signal transduction. The record is from RefSeq and is a predicted model, not a curated record. Gene Ontology annotation, cellular component: plasma membrane. Bases 165 to 1418 code for a protein of 417 amino acids. Gene Ontology annotation, molecular function: signaling receptor activity; protein binding.